GGCAAACCCUAAAGCUGUGCGUCCACAUUAAGUGUCUGUCAAAAAUUUGUCAAGAUAUUGAGUGUCGAAAAAAAUCUCACAAUUGAAAAUUGGUUUUCACUGAAGGAUCAAAGUGUUAAGUGGUUUUCAGCAGCGGUAAGAAGCACCGAGACGACGCAUUAAAGAAUUUUUUUUUCUCACAACUGAAAAUUGGUUUUCACUGAAGGAUCAAAGUGUUAAGUGGUUUUCAGCAGCGGCAAGAAGCACCGAGUUAACGUAUUAAAAAAAAUUCAGCCAGCAAAAACUUGCACAAGUGAACAAAAUGGCCGACAUGCCCGACCUUAAUUGCGAAGACAUUUUCAACCAGAAGGAAGAAAAUGAAGCAUCAAUGAACGAGGAGGUUCCCAUUGAGACCGUAGCCACCGGGUCCGAGGAGCCCGAAAUUGCAGCUCCCGAGAUGGCGGCUCCCACCGCCAAGAAUGAGAAGCCGGAGAUCGAGGCGGAUCCGCCUCGCAACACCGAUGUGAAGGACCUGGAGAAGGCCUUGAUGGACGGGGAAUCCUCCAAGAAACCCGACUUGGAUCAGCAGGCCAGUGGCGAGGAGAAAGAAAACGAAUCUAAGGUUAAUUCCUUGCCAAAGCGCCUCUUUCAGGGUUUGGAAAAUGAUUCGGCCCCUCCACCGGCUAAGCGAGCAAAGCGUCGGGAGCCGGAAGACAAGGAAUCGGAGCCCCAAACCAAGGUUCCUGAUGACCUUGCCAAUGAUGUGGAUCGCCCUCAAACCUGAACUACCAUCUACCAUCUCUACGCAUCGCAGCUACUCCAUUUACUACAUCAAACACUAACAUGCUGACAAUUCUAAAUUACAUUUCAUUCAAUUACUGCAUUGUACUUAAA
Messenger RNA from Drosophila suzukii, 873 nucleotides. Its product is annotated as fibrous sheath CABYR-binding protein-like. Lineage: Eukaryota; Metazoa; Arthropoda; Insecta; Diptera; Drosophilidae. The record is from RefSeq and is a predicted model, not a curated record.